AUGGACUCUACACUUGCUACAGCAAAGGGAGCUUCCCUGCCUUCAGCAAAUCCUACCAUCCAAGAAUCCAUCUUCUUCAGCCUGCCCACGGAGCUCCGCAUCCAGAUCUUAGACCUCGCCCUGGACCCGCCGGAAGAAGGAGUACCGCUAGGCCAACCAGGCUCAUGCCCAUCAAACGAUGUGCUGUCCAUCUUCCUCGUCAGCAAACAGAUAUACGCAGACGCCGUGCCCAUAUAUUACAGAAACGUCUGCAUAGACCUCAAUUCCCGCAGCUCGGCAGAGAAAGACGCCCGGCGAUUCCUCGAGAGGGCCACAAUUCCUCGCCAGCACAUCCGGAGCGUCACCGUCUGCCUCCGCAUGGUAGACUGCUCCAGCUGCCAAGCCGUCAGCGGCCUGGGACUGGAACGGUUCGUCGAGCUCAGGCGGCUGACCAUGCUCAUUGGUCCGGACUACCCGUACCCGCCGUACGGGUGCGCCGUCCACCCGCCUACGCGGCCCAGACACCAUUUCAAGUCCUGGCUCGACUCGGGCGAGCAGGUGACGGGCCCGGUGUGUCUGAAGGAGAAGAAUUUCCAGGGCCUGCUGCAGUCGCUGCGGAGACCCGAGUUCGGCGAGGUCAGCGUCAAGGUGCACAGGUUUCAUCUAGAGUUCCUCUGCCAGUUCCAUGGGCCGGAUCGGGCAAGGGAAUGCAGAGGGGAGUGGCGAGGUCAGCAAGACUGGGUUCCCCUGGACUGUGAAGCCAUGGUAAGAGCGUUGUCUAAGGCUCAGGUUGACGACUCCGUGGCGCCUGAGAGAAGUUGUGUAAGGUAUAGACAGUCCGAUCUCGCAGUGGUAAUCUGA
Messenger RNA from Truncatella angustata, 840 nucleotides. RefSeq lists its product as uncharacterized. Lineage: Eukaryota; Fungi; Ascomycota; Sordariomycetes; Amphisphaeriales; Sporocadaceae. The record is from RefSeq and is a predicted model, not a curated record. Bases 1 to 840 code for a protein of 279 amino acids. The transcript has a single exon.